Messenger RNA from Tremella mesenterica DSM 1558, 2958 nucleotides. RefSeq lists its product as uncharacterized. Lineage: Eukaryota; Fungi; Basidiomycota; Tremellomycetes; Tremellales; Tremellaceae. Gene Ontology annotation, molecular function: guanyl-nucleotide exchange factor activity. Bases 1 to 2958 code for a protein of 985 amino acids. The record is from RefSeq and is a predicted model, not a curated record. The transcript is spliced from 7 exons.
AUGGCUCAAAGAGUAGUUUCUAGUGAAGAGGUCGAUGAGGAAACUUGUCCCGUUUGCGUGGAAAGUUUGAGUUUCACUUUUAGGUUACCAGGAGAGAAAGCUCCUAUUGUACCGGAAUGUGGACAUUCGUUACAUCAUGAAUGCUUCGUCACGGUUUACGGCGACGUCCCUCCUGAGGGAUCCAAAAAGGUCCUCGGCGUUUGCGGCGUGUGUCGUCAACCUAUGCGUAUAGCGGAUAAGGAAGAUAGGAAAGCUCGGGGGAAACUGGCCCUCCUCAUGGGUCAAGGUGGUGCCAAACCAUCCAUUCCUCAUUCACAUUCCACCCCCUCCAUCAGGUCCGGCUCCGGGCGUGGUCCCCUCUCACCGCACGGUCCACGCGAUGCCAACUCUGAUGACCCACUCGAAGCUCCUUCCCGCGCCGCCAACGCUGAUUCAAAGGUCGUCGUACCGUCUAUCUCAAUCCGUUCCGAGUAUCCAAGCAUAACUCGUAAUCCAUCUCGCAAAGGUGCUCAGGCAAUCACUGCCAUGAUCACCGUCGAAGUCCCUCCUGCGGGUGAACGAGGUCGAUAUCAAGGUCGACCUCGUCUCGACAUGGUUCGUGGGGGUUCCAACGAAUCACAACUCUCGCCUCAACUUCCUCCUUCUCCUCGAUCAGCAUCAUCUCAUCCUGCUGACAUGGCUCCAACAUCUGCUCGAUCCGUCACAUCUGCCGCCACACCUAGUUCUUUCGGACAUGUCAUCAAUGAUUUGAAGAACAGAGUACAGGAUUACCGCACUUCCGGAUUGGACACCCUGGGAACUUUAAGACUAUUCGACCUUCUGUAUGUUCGAAAAGGUCCAUUGAUCCGUGAAUUUCACGUCUACCUCUUCCAAGAUGCUCUCAUUUGUGUGUCGGAAGAGAGAAAAUCCGGAUUGAAGAGUUUGUUUUCUUCUUCCUCAUCCGUUCGAUCCAACGAUACUGGAGCGUCAGGACGAGGUGUUCUCAAACUAAAGGGAAGGAUUUAUAUGAAGCAUGUGAGGAAAAUCCUUGAUUCAUCUACGUCCAACGAACUCAGUUUGACAAUCACCAUGAUGGACGAAAGUAUGGAUUCAUUUAUCCUCGUUUUCAAAGACAGAGGAUCUCACGAAACUUGGAAAGGGAAUUUGAACCGUUUAUUGGAAGAAGUACGACCUACCAACUCUGCCGGUAAUUCCGCAAGCAAAGUUUCUAAACUGAUGGGGAACGGUGCUCCUUUACCUCAAAGUAGCAAUCCUCGAAGUCCUUCCACCAACAGUUCUGGUGGUUUAGGUAUGUCUUUUGGAGACUUGACAUCUCCUAGUGUAGGUUCAUACGCCAACACACCUGCUACCUCGAAUUUUUCACCAUCCUCCAAAACAGAACAAUCCAUCGAUUUGACAUCGAUUCCACCUCUCGCACCUGUCCACACACCAUUGGAUCUAGUCAUUAUCAUAUCUCUUCCUUCUCCAACUUCUUCGGCCACACCUCUGAAAGUGAAACUCAUGCGACAAUCAUUAUCUUUCAUUUGCGCUCUUCUCGGAUCCCGUGAUCGAUUAUCUUUGGUAGCUUGCGAAAUGGGUUCAAACGGUACCGUACGAAAAACUCCUUUCUUAAACCCUACUUACUCCGAAUCUCGACGUCGUUUGAAUGGAUUCAUCGAAUUAUUAGGUAAUGGUAAAAUCGAUGAAGACGAAUACGAAGCUGUUAUAGGUGGAGAAGAAAGACAAGAUGUUGUUACUGCUGUCAACGUAGCAUUAGACGUCGUACUUCAACGUAAAACCAAAAACCCAAUAACAGGAAUGAUUUUGAUUUCCGAUACUUCAGAUAUAAUCAAACGUGCUCAAAUGGAUUUAGUAGCAGCAAGAUUAGACGCUGCGAAUGUCCCAGUACAUUCAUUAGGAUAUGGAAAAUCACAUGAUCCAUCACCAUUAUGGAUGAUUUCAAAUCAUACGAACGGUACUUAUACAUUCGUAAAAGAAUGGUAUGAUUUAAGAGAUACAUUAGCUGGGAUCAUAGGAGGUUUGAUGAGUGUGGCCAUUACCAAUAUGAAGUUACAUUUGAAUUGUACUGAAAACGAUUUCAAAGUCGUUAAAGUUUCAGGUGCUAUACAAGCUAUUGUAGGUACGAGUGGGAAAGAAGUUGAUGUUGAAUUGAAAGAAUUAAGAUUUGGUGAGAUUAGAGAGAUUUUGGUUGAAUUGGAUUUGAUAGAUUCUGGUUCACCUAGAUCUUCAGGUGAAGAAUAUGAAGAGAAUGGGAUUUAUGGGGAUGGAAUAUCAACUAUAGGAUUAGGUAUCGAUACUUUGAGCGUAUCAGAAUCCAACGCUUUAAGAGAAAACAUGUAUUCGGAAGAAAUGAUCGACGAAGUACCAGUUGUUGAAGUUGAUUGUUCUUUUUCAGAUCCAGCUGUAGGAAGAUCUGUAGCUAGGUUAACACAUCCUAUUUUGUUGACUUUGGCUCUAGUUCCUUUCCGAGGUACAAACUUUUCUUCGAAUUUCCAACCUACUAAUCCUAUGAUAGUGAGAAGAAGAAUGGAACUUUUAACAAGCGAUAUGAUAACAAGAGCUUUGUUAAUCGCCAGUAGGAAAAAUUUCUCUCAUGCAAGUAGGAUUUUGAAAGAAACAAGAAGGAUAGUUGAGACUGUUCAAGAAGGUUUGAGAGAAGGAAUAGGAGGUUAUGCAAGUGGAAAUUCAACAAAAUCUCAUUCGAAAAAAGAAAUUCAAAUUAUUUUAGCAACAAAAGGUUUAGAUGCUAUCAUAUCAGAUUUAGAUAUGUUGUUGGAUGGUUUAGAAGAACAUAAAGAGAUGUUUGAGAGAGAUCAUAGGAAUUAUGCUGCUCAACAGGCGGUCGUACUACGUGGUCAGAAAUCAUGGACUACUAGAACUUCUAGCGAGAGACAGUAUUGUACUGCUGAAGUACAACAGAUAGUGCAGUUGAGUGGGGAAUGGGCUGGGAGGCCUUAG